UCACUCAGACGAAUUUCUUUUAUUCGUCUGGGGAAAGUCAAAAAUAUAUAUAAUAAAAUGAUGCCAAAUAUUUUUGCACAGUGCCAUCCAAUUAGUAGAUUAGAAGAUUUAGAAGAAGUGCUACAAAAUCAGCCUAGCUGGGUAGACAGAGUUGAAAUUUUGACUCCUAGAUCUUCCAUAGUGGUACCAAAUACAAUUUCAGACUGCCAUAGUGAUCCUGGUAAUUUUCUGUCAAGAAGAGCCCAAAGAGUGGAUUCCAGAUGUGUUCCUAAAACUCUCAUUUGCCAUGAUUAUAAAGGAGGAUAUCUGGCUGAUAAAUAUUUGCACUUUCCUGGUGAAGAAAUCAUUGGCAAUGGCUAUACAUUUUAUAAUUGGUCACAAGUGGAUAUAUUUGUUUACUUUAGUCAUCACUUCAUAACAAUUCCUCCUCUUAGUUGGAUUAAUGCUGCACACAAAAAUGGUGUCAAAGUAUUAGGAACUUUGAUAACUGAAUUUGACCCUGGAACUGAAAUCUGCCAAAAAAUAUUCAAAAAUACAGAAUCAAUGAUGGAAUUUGCAAAAUCUUUAGCAAAAGUGACAAAAAUAUUUGGAUUUGAUGGGUGGUUGUUAAAUAUAGAAAAUAAGGUAGAACAAAUUGAAACUUUGAAAAUGUUUGUACCCUUUUUAUCAAAUUUGAUUCAUGAAGAUAACCCUGGGAAUUUAGUCAUUUGGUAUGACAGUGUAACCAUCCAUGGUGAUUUGAAUUGGCAAAAUGAACUGAAUGAUCACAACAGAUAUUUUUUUGAUUCCUGUGAUGGCAUAUUUCUGAAUUACACAUGGACAGAGGAAACCUUGAUGAAAACAAGCAAAAACGCUAAGGGUCGCCAUUUCGAUGUUUUUGUUGGGGUAGAUGUAUUUGGGCGGAAUAUGUAUGGAGGAGGAAAGAUGAACACCUAUAAGGCAUUGAAGAUUGUGAAACAAAAUAACUUGUCCUUGGCUAUUUUCGCUCCUGGAUGGACUCACGAAACAUUAGAAAAAACUGAAAAUUUCUUUGAAGACUUUUUGCAGAGGGACUCCUUAUUCUGGAGGUCUUUGUGGCCAUAUUUUUACUCCCAUCCAAUCAGUAACUACUUCACGACUAACUUCUGUAUAGGCCUUGAUAAGAUUCACUACAAUUUAUUCAACCAACAACAGCAACUAUCACAUUGUUUGUAUCCAGCUGAUUGGAAGCCAGGCGAUGAUAACGAACAGACAAUAAAAACAAUCAUAGGUCGAUGCAGAUGUCUGCAGAGCACUCUAGUCGAUUCCAAAAACGCUUGUUUGAUAACAAAAAAGAACAUCGAAAGAGUCGGCGAUUACGUGCACAACUUGUUCAUCUGCGACAUAGAAGUCGAGAACAACGUCGUGGUAUUCUAUUUGACCAAGAGCGUCGAUGAGAACAUGGCUUCUCUGUCGAUAAAUCUGUGGGUCAGUGGAUGUAACGGUAGCACAAGGAAAAUCUUGUUGUUGGACAAGCGAAAAGACGAACCGAUAAACAAUUCUUCGGUGUUGGAGGUUAAUCAAGCCGAAUCGCCGGAUAUACGUGAGAAUAUCAGGAACCGUUACUACAAAAAAAUUCAAGAGGAACAAUGGUCGCUCAGUGUGUAUGUGUUCAAUUUACCAUUGUGCAAUAUCUUGGAGAUAGGAGGCAUUAUCAACAAUGGUAUGUCGAUAUACUUGGGGGCAUUUGGAGUUGAAAAUGCCGAUGGAAGUUAUUUAGUCAGUGCCUAAACAGUAUCUAAUUCUAACAAUAUAACCAAAUACUACCAGUUAGGUCUACGGUCGAAAGUAUAGAAAGCCACAAAUGUUUUUUGUUCGUUUUUAUCUUAUCUAUAGUGUGAAUUUAAAAAAGUACGAUGCUGUGCUUUUAUUAUAAAUUUUAUAUUGCUUAAAUCGAGUGUGAUUUGAAUAAAUUGUUAUUAUCUAUUAUAUUUGAAAUAUAUUUUUUAAUCCG
This is a messenger RNA of Phaedon cochleariae (mustard beetle), 1972 nucleotides long. NCBI's taxonomy places the organism in Eukaryota, Metazoa, Arthropoda, Insecta, Coleoptera, Chrysomelidae. The record is from the annotation of a GenBank genome assembly.